Molecule: messenger RNA, 2595 nt
Organism: Acipenser ruthenus (sterlet)
Lineage: Eukaryota; Metazoa; Chordata; Actinopteri; Acipenseriformes; Acipenseridae
Product: secretogranin-3-like
Exons: 12
Coding region: 392-1822 (476 amino acids)
Biological process (GO): protein localization to secretory granule
Cellular component (GO): secretory granule membrane
Source: RefSeq, a predicted model, not a curated record
ACCUCUUCCACUGGGCUGUCACGGACACAACCAGCACAUCUAUUUUUUCCAGAUGCCAUAUGCAUAGGACAAACAGUAGACUCAUACGGGGCUUUGAACCUGAGAGCCUACCAGCUGACCUGGUUUUAAUUAUAGCUUCCGACCUGGUUUCAGCACCACAGGGACUGAACAGCUCCGCGCAGUGCAUUUGAAACCUGCUUUAGCGCCACUGAAGCUCAGUCACUGCGAUUUUGACAACUAAUCAAGAAAGUCACUGAUAAAGAACAAGGUUAAAAGGAGCUGUCCAGCAGGUCAGCAGCUGCUCGUGGUAUACCCAGUUGGAUUGUAAAGUAUCGGAGAAUCGCACAGCUGCCCUCACAUACCACCGGCAUUUACUGCGGUUUUUUUAAGGAUGUCGUCUAAAAGCAUGGGGUUGUUUUUCUUUGUUCAGGUUUUCGCUGUAAUCCUGUACCAAAUCAACACAUUCCCCACGCCGGAGGGAGCAAAUGAUAAAGCUGUGUACAACAGAGCACUAACCCAGGAGAGACCUUUACAAGAGCAGAUUGCUGAAGCAGACAGUGUCAGUAAAUCAGCGCCCAAAGAUAACCAAAAUGAUUCGGACAGCGAUGAUUUCAGUCUCCUCAGAUCGUUGGCUGAAGAAGUCAAUAAGUACGAGACCAGCGAGCCACAAACCACCACCCCAACUGACGGUCCGUAUUUCCUUGAUGACGCUGACUCCACAAAGAGCCGGAGACUGGCCGAAGACUACGACUCCACCAAAACUGGAAUCGAAUACAAAUUUCAAGAUGACCCUGAUGGUCUUCACCAGCUGGAUGGGACACCGCUGACGGCAGAAGACAUUGUCCAGAAGAUAGCUACAAAAAUAUAUGAGGAGAAUGACAGGGGAGUGUUUGACAGAAUCGUGUCCAAGCUGCUAAAUCUAGGACUGAUCACAGAAAGUCAGGCUUAUACAUUGGAGGAUGAGGUUGCAGAGACUCUACAGAAACUAAUAGCCAAUCAAGCCAAAAACAAUGAAAUACAGGAUGUCAACAUCGACUACCCAAUUGCUAGGCCUGAGGAUGAUUCAGAACUGAAGAUGGUGGAGCAAAUGCUAACUGAGAAAUCCAACGAUAAGAACGCGGAUGAGCGUAUGAUUGAUGAUGACAAGGAGGAGGUUGACGACACUGUGGGCAACACCUGGGUUCCUCCCACAGAGAUGGAGCGGAGGAACGAACUGUCCUCUGAGGACAGCCUGGACGGCCUGGAGGACCUGCAGUACUUUCCCAACUUCUACAACCUCCUGAAAAACCUCAAUUCAGAACAAGAUGCAAAGGAAAAAGAAACGUUGAUCACCAUCAUGAAAACACUGAUCGACUUUGUAAAGAUGAUGGUCAAAUAUGGCACAAUUACACCAGAGGAAGGAGUGUCCUAUUUGGAAAAUCUUGAUGCAAUGAUUGCCCUUCAAACAAAGAAUAAACUUGGAAAGUCGCUGGUUUAUUCUGACAUCAAACAAUCAACAGGUAAGACCAGUGAUGAGAUUGACAACACCAAGGAGGAAGCUGCCAAGAUGGAAAAGGAAUACAAGACUCUAAAGGAUUCCACAAAGAAUGAAGAGCAGCAAGAACCUGAGAUGGGCCCGAAUGGGAAGACCGAAACCUAUUUGGAAGCAAUCAGAAAGAAUAUUGAGUGGCUGAAGAAGCAUAACAAACAAGGGAACAAGGAAGAUUAUGAUCUUUCAAAGCUGAGAGACUUCAUGGACCAGCAGGUGGAUUCUUACAUUGACCAGGGGAUCCUACAGAAAGAUGAAGGAGAAGUUAUCAAGAGGAUUUACAGCAGCAUGUAGAAUCCAGAAGGGAGAGCAAAGACAUCUCCUGUCUUUAAAAAAAAAAAAAAAAAUACAAAAUUUAAAAUAGAAUUUCAGCUCACACUUCAACAUGGUUGGCCCAUGUACACAAAUUAUACAAAGUCAAGCUAAUUUGGGAAGUACUGCAAUAAUUUUAUAGCUGUUUUAGUUUUGUUUAAUUCUCAAAAGCAAUAGAUGCUGAAAUUGUUAGAUUACAUUUUUUCACAGUGCUUCAACAAUAAUGCCAUUGAAUAGCAAAGAAAACCCUAAAACCGCAGCGUUUUGCUCUUUGCAAAUCGCUCAUAGCACACAGUAAAUUGUCACUAUUUGAUAUGAGCCAACAUUGUGAGGCAUUUUGAGAGUUUGAAACAAUGUCCACGGGAGCUGUACCCUGGAAGUGAGCUGCAAAGGCUUUAGUAGAAAAUAGAAGACGGCUUCUAGUUUUGCUCACUUUGAAUACUUUGUAUUCUUUUGCUAAAGAUAACAAAUGUACUGUAACAUGUCAGAGGUUUGUCAAAUAACAACCAUAUUCUGUACUAUUGUGAAAACAUACGGCUUUUAAAUCUAGUAUGUGUUUUGUGUCUCCAGUGUCCUCUCACUCACCUUGUCAUGUGAUUUGUUUCAGCCAGACUUGGUAGUUCAGGGAACAGUCUACUGAGCCUGCAGUUUGUUUCAGUCAAUAGCCUCAUGACUUAGGUCUUGUCCUUUUUCAUUCUGCAUGUAAAAAAAUCAGUUGCAUCCUGAUGUUGUGUGAGUAAAGUGCAAACAAAGUA